CAGCUCUCGAGACAAACGGGACAUUGAUCGCCCCGGUCAUUGCCGGCUCGAAAACCGUCCAGGCAACGGCUGUUCCCCGGAAGCCAGGGUCUGCAGAUCCUCAUCGCGACUGGUUGCAUUCUUCAAGCGCAGCCCGCGAGACCUUCCCAAUCGCAGCCCACCGCCGUCUCCCUGCAUCCAGGCAGGGCGCGUGACCCGCCACCAAGCUUCCUUGGCGCCUAGUGCUGCGGCGAUAUCACCCUGCCUGUGCGUGCACUUGCCAGGGCUGAUUUGGUCGGUCCUCCUUCGAUAAGCUCCGCUGACUCGGAGCUCACGCCACUGAUGGCGAGCCACCGCCCAGCGCGUUCGUUCCUUCAAAGCUCCCAGUGGCUCGGCGAAACCUGUCAUUGCACCUCUGCAAGGCGUCUGUUGCUGCUCGUGCGGGGUUCUCGUGAUCUCGAGGCCUGGGAACGUCAGUGCGUGUCCGGGUGUACUGCGGUGUUGAUCCGUGCGGACGCGUUGUUGCCGGCAAUUUCUCGUCUGAAUCACUUGCAGGAUGCGAGAUCGCGGGUGUGAAUCGUGCGCAGAGAUGCGUGUAUGCUCGCUCGCUGCUUUUCCAGUCUAAAUAUGUACAGUGCUAUUUCCAUUCUCUGCGCAGCGUGAUCGCCCCUCGAUUUGGGUUGGUCUCACGCUGAUGGGACGUUCCGCGACCCGGGCAUCUGUGUUGCCUCUGGAUCCAGAAGCCCAAAAGCUACCUCGCUCGCUCCCCGGUUCAACUGCAUUGCAAACCAGCAAAGCGCAGAUCCUGACGUCGUCACCUACCCAGUCGCAAGCCAUGACGUCAAUCCGGUGCAACUGGUUUGAUACCGCUUGUCAGGCUCAGGUACCGGGCCGGACUCCGCUCUUGGCACUUGUCCGGAACUAAACACGGGCACGUGCCACGAGGUCGAAUUACUCAUCACUCUUGAAAAUGCAUUGUGACAUGCUCCGCCCUUGGCGCUUAUCCGGAACUAAACACGGCACGUGCCAGAAACCAAGUUUCUCUUGACCUGCAAGCGCCAUGCAGUUCGUAGUUGAUUUGUCGUCAAAUUUAUAAUUACUCAUCAUUCGCGGAAACGCACCGCGCUUUCGGAUUCGAGGGCAGGCAGUGAGUUCGGACAUUUCGCAGCCCUGUAUCCUGAUCUAUGUGAAGAUGUGAAUGAAUCAAUUAAUUGCCCUAGCCCAAUUCUAACAGUAUUCCCG
Molecule: messenger RNA, 1221 nt
Organism: Mycena citricolor
Lineage: Eukaryota; Fungi; Basidiomycota; Agaricomycetes; Agaricales; Mycenaceae
Source: the annotation of a GenBank genome assembly